Molecule: messenger RNA, 966 nt
Organism: Stegostoma tigrinum
Lineage: Eukaryota; Metazoa; Chordata; Chondrichthyes; Orectolobiformes; Stegostomatidae
Product: ral guanine nucleotide dissociation stimulator-like 1
Exons: 8
Coding region: 20-691 (223 amino acids)
Biological process (GO): positive regulation of GTPase activity; Ras protein signal transduction
Cellular component (GO): plasma membrane
Molecular function (GO): guanyl-nucleotide exchange factor activity
Source: RefSeq, a predicted model, not a curated record
UAGCAGGACGAAUGUACCCAUGGAUGGACAAAUCUUGUUUGUCGUUCAUUGCUUAAAACAUGGCAUGACUGACACCUUUAACCUUUGUUUCCUUUUUAUUUUUGAUCGGGAUCUUUUUCGGAAACUUGUGCCCAGCCAAUGUUUAGGGUCCAUCUGGUCUCAACGAGGGAAGGAAGCAAAACAGCAUCUGGUAUCAACCGUCCAGGCCACCAUUACACAGUUCAAUAAUGUUACAAAAUGUGUCACCAGCACCAUAUUAAGACCUCAACAGCUGAAACCACGGCACACGGCUAAAAUCAUUGAGAAAUGGGUUGAUGUUGCCCAGGAAUGUAGGACUUUGCAGAAUUUCUCGUCAGUGCAUGCAAUUACCACGGCAUUGCAAUCGAAUAGUGUGUUCAAUUUGAAGAAGACUUGGGCAGCCGUGUCAAAGAGCAGUAAGAUAACAUUUGAAGACCUUUCAAACAAUGAAGAAGAUAACUUUAUUGCAAGUAGAGAGCUGCUGAUGGAGGAUAUCGUUCAGGGAAUUGUGCCGUACCUGGGAACUUUCUUGACAGAAUUUUCAGCGCUGGAUUCGGCUUUCCCGAAUUACCAUUCAAAUGGCUUGAUCAACUUUGACAAGAGACAAAAAAAGUUCGAGCAUUUUGUUCAAUUCCACGUGUUCUGCAAAAAGAGGGGGUUAUCGUCUUGGUAAAAAAUUACCCAAAGGAAUCGCAGAUGCUGGGAAUCAAAAACACAAAGAGAAAUUGCUGAAAAAAUUCAGCGGGUCUGGCAGCAUCUGUGAAAAGAAAGCAGAGUUUUCUUUCAGCUCCUCUGAACUCGAGAAACCGCCAAAGCCCAAAAAGAGUGUGUUUAAACGCCUCAGCUGCCUGUUUUCAAGGAGUGGUGUUAAAGUACACAGCGCUCCAACUAAAAGCUCUGAGCAGCGAGCAACCCUUCAGAAUGAGGAUUCGGACGACAGCAUUACCG